AUGUUUUGCGUUGGGUUUUCACAAUUAAGACCAACAUUUGUUAGAAAUGCUCGAAACUUGUUUUUAAGGGUUAUGUCAGCAAAGGCUUCAAGCGUGCCAAAGUACGACUGGGAAGACCCACUUUUAUUAGAGUAUCAACUUACAGACGAUGAAAAAGCCAUAAGAAAUACUGCACGAGAAUAUUGUCAGGAUAAACUCUUCCCACGAGUAUUAGAAGCUUAUCGACAAGAAAAAUUCGAUCGUGAAAUUCUGAGUGAAAUGGGAUCUUUAGGUUUACUAGGGUCUACUAUUCAGGGAUAUGGUUGCGCUGGUGUUUCUUCAGUUGCAUAUGGGCUUAUUGCUCGUGAAGUCGAAAGAGUAGACAGCGGGUAUCGAUCUGCUAUGAGUGUACAAUCGUCACUUGUUAUGCACCCGAUUGAUGCUUAUGGUACUGAAAAGCAAAAAAAAAAAUAUUUACCCAAGUUAGCAACGGGUGAGAUGGUUGGUGCUUUUGGGUUAACAGAACCUAAUCAUGGUUCUGAUCCAGCCGGUAUGCAAACAUAUGCACAAAAGGGAAAUGGUGUAUAUGUUUUGCGUGGAUCGAAGACGUGGAUUACAAAUUCACCGAUUGCCGACGUUUUUAUUGUUUGGGCAAAGACUGAAGAUAAAAAAAUUCGUGGUUUUAUAUUAGAAAAAGGAAUGAAAGGAUUAUCAGCUCCAAUAAUUAAAGGUAAAUUGUCUCUACGGGCUUCCAUAACAGGAAUGAUUAUGAUGGAUAAUGUAGAAGUUCCUGAAGAGAAUUUACUCCCAAACGUUGAAGGAUUAAAGGGUCCAUUUGGUUGUUUGAACAAUGCACGUUACGGUAUAUCUUGGGGUGUUCUCGGAGCAUCAGAAUUUUGUUUAGCUCAAGCUCGAGAAUAUUCUUUGAGUCGUUAUCAAUUUGGGACACCAUUAGCUAGAUUUCAAUUAAUUCAGAAGAAAUUUGCUGACGCUAAUACUGAGAUUUCCAUCGGCCUCCAAGCUUGUCUUCAAGUAGGUCGAUUAAAAGAUCAAGGUAAAGCAGCACCUGAAAUGAUAUCUCUCAUUAAACGUAAUUCAUGCGGUAAAGCAUUAGAAAUUGCGCAUAAUAUGAGAGACGUUUUGGGUGGCAAUGGUAUUAGUGAUGAAUAUCAUAUUAUUAGACACGAACAGAAUUUGUGUACAACGAAUACUUAUGAAGGUAAACUAUUGUUUUGA
Molecule: messenger RNA, 1215 nt
Organism: Funneliformis geosporum
Lineage: Eukaryota; Fungi; Glomeromycota; Glomeromycetes; Glomerales; Glomeraceae
Source: the annotation of a GenBank genome assembly